Asparagus officinalis (garden asparagus) is the source of this 3313-nucleotide messenger RNA. RefSeq names its product protein argonaute 4B-like. NCBI's taxonomy places the organism in Eukaryota, Viridiplantae, Streptophyta, Magnoliopsida, Asparagales, Asparagaceae. The transcript has 23 exons. The coding region runs from base 164 to 2914 and encodes 916 amino acids. The record is from RefSeq and is a predicted model, not a curated record. Gene Ontology annotation, molecular function: protein binding; RNA binding. Gene Ontology annotation, cellular component: cytoplasm. Gene Ontology annotation, biological process: regulatory ncRNA-mediated post-transcriptional gene silencing.
UUCUAUGCGGGAAUCAAUCUCAGCCGUCAAAUCCAUGUCGCAUAGAAAUGCGUUCCGCCUUUUGAGUACAAGUAGAGGGAACUCGAGAAUUUAGAGAGACAGAAGUGAGGGUUUUGAGUUUAGGAUUCUAGGGUUUUAAAGCGAAAAAGGUUAUAAAUUGAAAAUGGAUCCCCUAAAUGGCGAAGGACAAGAUGCAUUGCCACCUCCACCACCGAUCAUACCGCCUGGUGUAGUACCAGUCAAAGCCGACCAGGGGCAAGAUUCACCCCCUAGAAAGCCCUCAACACCAAAGAGGGUACCAAUGGCAAGACCUGGCUUGGCUAAGAGAGGUCAGCCUGUACAGUUGCUAACUAAUCAUUUCAAAGUAUCAGUUCGGAAUGUGGAUGACUACUUUUACCACUACAGUGUUGUCAUUAAGUACGAAGACGACCAUCCUGUGGAUGGAAAGUCGGUUGGCAGACAAGUUAUUGACAAAUUACGACAGACCUACGACAGCGAGAUUGGUAACAAGGAUUUUGCAUAUGAUGGGGAGAAGAGCUUGUUCACACUGGGUUCCCUCCCGCAAGUGAAGAAUGAGUUUACUGUUGUUCUGGAGAACACAUCGUCAAAUAGAGCUGCUGGAAAUGGAAGCCCCAGGGGAAAUGAGAGCCCGGGUGAAAAUGAACGCAAGCGCACGAGGCGACCAUACCAGACAAAGGCCUACAAGGUUGAGCUGAAUUUUGCUGCGAAAAUCCCGAUGCAGGCCAUUGCCAUUGCUUUAAAAGGACACGACACCGAGAACUCCCAGGAAGCACUUAGGGUGCUUGAUAUCAUCCUCAGGCAGAAUGCUGCAAAGCAGGGCUGCCUGCUGGUCCGACAGUCAUAUUUCCAGAACAAUCCUUCAAAUUUUACUGACAUUGGCGGUGGAGUUUUGGGUUGCCGAGGCUUCCACUCCAGUUUCCGGACCUCCCAGGGGGGUUUAUCAUUGAACAUAGAUGUUUCAACAACAAUGAUAGUUAAACCCGGACCUCUUGUCGAUUUUCUUAUUGACCACCAGAAAGUCCGAGAUCCUUUCCAAAUCGACUGGGGGAAGGCGAAGCGAACACUAAAAAAUUUGAGGAUAAAGACGAGCCCAUCAAACACAGAAGGGAAAAUUGUCGGUUUCAGUGAAUUACCUUGCAAUCAGCAAUUAUUUACUCUGAAGCAAAGAACUGGUAAAGAUAGUAAUGGAGAUUUCGAUGCCCAAGCAACCGAGAUUACAGUUUAUGAUUAUUUUGUAAAACAUCGUAACAUAGAGCUCAGGUAUUCUGGUGAUCUUCCGUGCGUAAAUAUCGGAAAGCCAAAGAGGCCUACUUAUAUCCCUAUUGAGCUGUGCUCCCUAGUUUCAUUGCAAAGGUAUACAAAGGCUUUAACCACAAUCCAAAGAUCCUCACUUGUUGAGAAGUCCAGACAAAAGCCUCAAGAGAGAAUGUCUGUUUUGAGCAAUGCACUGAAGCACAAUAAUUAUGAUGCUGAUCCUAUGCUCAGAGCUUGUGGUGUUUCUAUUAGUAGUCAGUUUACCCAAGUAGAUGGGCGUAUUCUACCAGCACCAAAGUUGAAAGUUGGUAACGGUGAAGAUUUUUUGCCUAGAAAUGGCAGAUGGAAUUUUAACAAUAAGAAACUCUUUGAAGCGACAAUUGUAGAUAAGUGGGCUGUGGUCAAUUUCUCAGCUCGCUGCGAUAUGAGAAAUCUUGUUCGUGAUCUUAUUAAAUGUGGGAACAUGAAAGGAAUCCAAGUGGAUGAUCCAUUUGUUAUUCUUGAGGAAAAUCAUUCUAUGAGAAAUGCCCCUCCUCCAGCAAGAGUGGAGGAUAUGUUCGAACAGAUUAAGUCAAAGCUACCUGGAGCCCCCAAAUUUUUACUUUGUCUCCUAUCUGAGCGCAAAAAUUCUGCUGUUUAUGGACCGUGGAAGCGGAAAUGCCUGGCUGAAUUUGGAAUAGUUACACAAUGCAUAGCGCCACAAAGAGUUAAUGACCAAUACCUUACAAAUGUUCUACUUAAGAUCAAUGCAAAGCUUGGUGGAAUUAACUCUUUGUUAGUACAAGAGCGAAUGACAAAGAUUCCCUUUGUCUCCGCCUCUCCAACAAUCAUAUUAGGCAUGGAUGUUUCUCACGGCUCACCUGGACAUUCUGACGUUCCAUCUAUUGCUGCGGUUGUUAGUUCACGACAGUGGCCUUCUAUUUCCCGUUACAGAGCUUCUGUAAGAACCCAAAGCCCAAAGGUUGAAAUGAUAGAUUCUCUGUUCAAGCCAUCAGGGUCUGAUGAUGAUGGGAUUAUCCGGGAACUUUUGAUAGAUUUUUACACGAGUUCUGGUAAAAGGAAGCCUGACCAAAUUAUUAUUUUCAGGGACGGUGUCAGUGAGUCUCAAUUCAAUCAGGUGUUAAACAUUGAGCUCGAUCAAAUUAUUGAGGCAUGCAAAUUUCUUGAUGAAAAUUGGUGCCCAAAGUUUACGUUGAUAGUAGCUCAAAAGAAUCACCAUACUAAGUUUUUUCAGCCUCAAUCACCUGAUAAUGUUCCACCUGGUACUGUUGUUGAUAAUAAAGUUUGUCACCCCAGAAACUAUGAUUUCUAUAUGUGCUCUCAUGCAGGGAUGAUUGGUACGACACGCCCAACACACUACCAUGUAUUGCAUGAUGAAAUCGGGUUUGCACCUGAUGAUCUCCAAGAGCUUGUUCACUCUCUAUCUUAUGUGUAUCAGAGGAGCACAACAGCUAUCUCCGUCGUUGCUCCUGUUUGCUACGCACAUUUGGCCGCUACUCAAAUGAGCCAGUUCAUGAAAUUUGAUGACUUGUCUGAGACUUCCUCGAGCCAUGGAGGGAUGACUGCUCCUGGGGCCAUUCCGGUGCCUGAACUGCCACGUCUCCAUGAAAAGGUGAGCAGCUCAAUGUUCUUCUGCUGAUGGAGAAGAUCAUGUUUUUGGUGAUAAUGCUAACUAUGACAGUAGAAACAACUUUAUUGUAUAUAUAUUGCUCUAGAAGUAUGGUGUUUAUUAUCUAGGAGGCACUAGAAUCAACAAUGGUUUUGGGGUGUUUAUUUUGAGAGGUUUAUCUGAAAGCCCUCUGGUGAAGUCUAUGUUGAACUCGUGAUGCAAAGAUGCAAAGUCCUCUAGUGACAAUAGAAACUGCCUUUAUUUUAUAUAUUGCUCUAGAGGUAUGGUCUUGUUAUUAUCUAGGAAGCAUACUAGCAUCAACAGUGGUUUUGGGAUGUUAAGUUUGAGAGGUCCUGAAAGUCCUCUGCUGAAGUUUAUGUUGAACUUGUGAUGCAAUAUGCUAAUAUGCAAGUGUUGCUCUUUAUUUGA